AGUCUGCGCAGACGCAGGAAGUGGGAGGCCAUAUCCAUUUUCUUCGUGGAGGCCCGUUCGUCCGUGAUUCUGGAGAAGUCAGGGGGUUUGAAAUCAAGCAAAGAACAGCCAUUUCUUUAUAAUCAGUGAAUUCUUCGUGAACCUAAGAUGGGUAAUUAUGGAAUGGAAGAACUCAUACCCAUUGUGAAUAAGCUGCAAGAUGCAUUUGCUUCCAUCGGUCUCAGCAGUUCCUUGGAUUUGCCACAAAUCGCUGUUGUUGGUGGCCAGAGCGCAGGCAAAAGCUCUGUCCUUGAAAAUUUCGUUGGCAGGGAUUUUCUCCCCAGAGGGUCUGGCAUUGUAACCAGGAGACCACUCAUCCUUCAGCUAAACCAAUCUAAAGCAGAGUAUGGAGAAUUUCUUCAUUGCCGAGGAAAGAAGUUUACUGACUUUGAUGAGAUACGGAAGGAGAUUGAAGCAGAGACGGAUCGUAUCACUGGCAGCAACAAAGGCAUUUCACCGAUACCCAUCAAUCUAAGAGUUUUCUCACCUCAUGUUCUGAACUUGACUCUGAUUGAUCUGCCUGGAAUGACAAAGGUUCCAGUUGGUGAUCAGCCUGCAGAUAUUGAGAUACAGAUUCGAAGCAUGGUUAUGGAAUUCGUCUCAAAGGAGAACUGUCUCAUUUUAGCUGUUUCUCCAGCCAACUCAGACUUGGCAAAUUCAGAUGCCCUCAAAGUUGCUAAGGAGGUUGAUCCAUCAGGUGCACGCACAAUUGGAGUGAUUACUAAGCUGGACUUGAUGGAUGAUGGAACUGAUGCUAGGAACAUCUUGGAGAAUAAACUCCUUCCACUCAGGAGAGGCUACAUCGGUGUAGUCAACAGAAGUCAGCGAGACAUUGAUGGCAAGAAAGACAUCAAAGCAGCCUUGGCUGCUGAGCGUAAAUUCUUCUUGAGCCAUUCUUCAUACCGUCACAUGGCUGAUAAGAUGGGGACACCAUUUCUGCAGAAAGUACUCAAUCAGCAACUGACCAAUCACAUCAAGGAUACUCUUCCAGCACUGAGGAACAGACUCCAGCAACAACUCCUGUCCUUGGAGAAAGAUGUAGCAGACUUCAAGAAUGUCAAUUAUGAUGAUCCAACACGCAAAACUAAACACAUGCUGCAGAUGGUUCAGCAGUUUGGAGCUGACUUUGAGAAACGUAUUGAAGGGUCAGGAGAUGAAAUAAACACCAUGGAGUUGUCAGGUGGUGCCAAAAUCAACCGUAUCUUCCAUGAACGCUUCCCAUUUGAAGUGGUGAAGAUGGAAUUUGACGAGAAGGAAUUGAGGAGGGAAAUCAGCUUUGCUAUCAAGAAUAUCCGUGGUGUCAAAGUUGGUUUAUUUACCCCUGACAUGGCAUUUGAGGCAAUCACCAAACGACAAGUGGCAAGGCUUAAGGAACCAUCACUGAAAUGUGUUGACAUGGUCACCAACGAGUUGAAUAAUGUUGUCCGACAAUGUGGGGAAAAGAUGCAACGUUACCCACGUUUGAGAGAGGAAACAGAAGGUAUUGUUACCAGACACAUUGCAAACAAAGAGCAGAAAACAAAGGAGCAAGUUCUGCUGCUGAUCGACUACCAGUUGGCUUACAUGAACACAAACCAUGAAGAUUUUAUUGGAUUUGCCAAUGCUGCAGCAGCAUCACGACGUAGCACUGGUAACAAUCCUAAUGCACCAAAGACACGGUCUGUCACCAACCAGGUUAUUCGCAAAGGCUACAUGAAUAUGCAUAAUGUCAGUUUUAUGAAAGGAGGAUCCAAGGACUACUGGUUUGUCUUGACUGCUGAGAGUAUUUCCUGGUUCAAGGAUAAUGAGGAAAAAGAUAAGAAGUACAUGCUGCCUUUGGAUGGUCUUCGACUCCGUGAUGUUGAGUCUGGUUUUAUGUCUCGUCGACAUUGUUUUGCCCUUUUCCUUCCUGAUCAAAGAAAUGUCUAUAAGGACUACAAGCAACUGGAGCUGUCAUGUGACACAUCAGAAGAAGUUGACAGUUGGAAGGCAUCUUUCCUCCGUGCUGGUGUGUAUCCUGAACGAACCAAGGAUGAAAACGAAAGUGAUGAUGCGUCAUCUGGUGAUACCAUGGGAUCUAUGGAUCCACAGCUUGAGCGACAAGUGGAGACCAUUCGCAACCUUGUGGAUUCCUAUAUGAAGAUAGUCAGUAAGCAGAUUCGUGAUAUUGUCCCCAAGAUAUGCAUGCAUCUUACCAUCAAUGACACGAAGGAUUUUAUUCUGGGUGAAUUGUUGGCUCAUCUUUACUCAACGGGGGAUCAGGAUUCUCUGAUGGAGGAAAGUCAAGAGGAAGCUCAGAGACGAGAGGAAAUGCUGAAGAUGUAUCAUACAACCAAGGAGGCACUAAAGAUUAUUGGUGACAUCAACAUGACAACUAAAUCAGUGCCAUUGCCUCCACCAGUGGAUAACGAUGAUUUGAUUAAACCAUUCGCUAAUGGACCUACUCCAGCUUCCUCAGGAUCAGCUGCAAGGAGACCAGGACCAAGUGGCCCUCCAUCUAGGCCAGCUCCAGGCUCUUCAGCUGCACCUGCAUCAAGACCGUCACCUACUCCUAUGAUCCCAAGCAGGCCUGAUAUGCCUAGCAGACCAGCUCCAAGUAUCCCAAAGCGUCCAGCUGGAUCUGCAGCACCACCCAUACCAGGCCGACCUGCUGUCCCUGCCCGCCCACUGUAAAUUAGUUAUCGUGCCCUUUGCUUGUUAAUCUGUUCUUCCUGCCUGCCUGCCUACCUUGAACACUUAGCUAUGCCUAUUCCUGGUGUUGCUACUUGUUCCUGCCUGCCCAAACCAUCAGCUGACCCCCCCCUCCAGGUCAAGUCUAUCAACGGAAAUAUACAGGUAGUCAAGUAAGAGCAUAGUAAGAGUAUUCUUACACGCCGAAGCCACAAAAUAGUUAGAUCACAGAAUGUUUUGAUGGUUGGUAAUUAAAUAUGCUACACUAUAUGGCAGGAGUAUCAGCAAGUCCUUGAUAGGAUUAGCAUCAUUGUAAGCUGCCCUUGAUUGUUCUUGCUUUUUAAACAUGCAUGUACCAUUUAUUCAACAGGUUGUAAAAGCCCUACUUCUUAUCAGUCAUACAAUAAUGAAGCUACUUUCUAGAUACAUACAACCAAAUGCAUUAUAGUGUUAAGUCCCUCAACAAUACAAUGAAAAAUACAACUUGUACCAAGCUAGCUGUUUGAACUUGUUUGUGUAAUGGUGAAUAUACUUUCCAACAUUUGUUCAUCAGUUUAGUUCGGUUUUCAUUUUUAUAAAAGCAUGUGAAAGCAAGUUUGCAUAAUUGUCAAUGUUUGCCAGAAACUGACGUAGGGAAAGCAAGAAUCCCAUUAGAAGACUUCAUCAAAAUCGAGGAAGUUAAUAUUUGUGAAUUGAAAUGGCAUUAAAUCAAAGUGAUGAAAUUUUGAAACAAAUUUAUUUCCUCUCCAUGUUUUUCUUAUUUUAAUUCUGCAAGCAUGAACAACUGAAACUUUUGCGAUGUUAAAAAUGAAAAUAACCUGUUUCUCAGUGGCAGCUUUCUUUUACUUGGUAGAAAGAGCAAAAAGACUGUAUGAGUGUUGAUGCUCUUAUUGCAGAGGUUUUGGCUGUGUGGGGUUUGUGUAUUUCAGCUGUUUGCGGAAAUCUGUGAAUAGUGUUUAAAAACAAAUUAAUAUUUCAAUUGGUUUUUGCAUUUUAUGUGAGAAACUGCUUUGUUAAACAAAUCUGUGUGGUAUAAAUGUACUCUAGCUGCAAACUUUAAUCUGACCUCUAAAUUGUCUUGAUAGUAGAAUUUGGGUGUUUCUUAUAUUGACAUUACAAGAGAGUAGUUGAUACAUAGUUCAUGUACUCUACGCUAUGGAAACUCUACCCAUCAGUUUCUUUUUUUUUCAAUGUUGAUUUGAGGUAAUAUCUUACCAACUUGGACAAUUGUUCAAUAGUGACAUGUACAUGUAGUCUUGAAAAACAGCACUUCAUAGGGGUUAAUUGAUAUGGUAAUCGAUUGACAUUGAGACAAAAUGUUUACAAAUUUAAGCUGUCUCACUGCCAUGGAAUGCCACUGAGAUGCUUAUGUCUUAAUGUAAACAUUUUGCGGGAUGAGUCCUUUACAAUUCAGGCGUAUUGUGAUUGCUCUGAGUUGAUGAGUUUAAAGAAAUCCUUGUAAAUGGGACAGAAGGCAAAAUAUCAGAUUUCCAUGAGUUUAAAUGUAUUUAUGUCUUGUAAUAAUAUAUCAGUCUAAAGAAAAUAAUGUUAAGAUUUCUGGAAACCAGAGUUUAUCAAACCUAAAGGAUUGUGUAUUAUAGACAAAUUUUUUAAAAGUAGCUACUAGUUGUAUCCACACUUUGUACAGAUGUGAAGCAAUGUUUAUAUACUUCACUAAGUACACUACAAAAUGAUAAUACAUGUUUCAUGAAAUUGUGAAUUGUCAUUGUGAGCACACACAGACUAUAUGUAUUUUGGACUUUGGUAUGGCUAGAAAUAUUUAAAAGUCAGCUUUUUCUUAAGGUUGCCAGUUUGUUAGAAUAUCCUCACAAGAAUCAGUUAAAAUUUAGGCUAAUUCAUGCUUAUGACCAUUAUUGCAAAUAUUGAUGCAGCAGUGUUGAAUACAUUGUUGUAGAUAUCUAAUUGGGAUAAAUUUUCCUGUGAUAUUGGUUUUUUACAGUGUGGUAAAAUAUGUACUCUGCCCUAAAUGUUUGAUAUUGUGCAUUCUGUUGUUACGUAUACAAAGCUUUUAAUUAAUCUCAUGUAGUUAUAAUAUGAAUUGCCCAUUCCAAAAAUGUCAGCUACUUGAAACAUUAUUAUUCUGUUUACCAAAAUCAUGAUACCUGAAUACUUUCAUUAAAAAGACAAUACAUGUGAUAAGAACGUAGUCUGUUUUUUGGAAUUUAGUGCAACUGAGUACUGGAUCCCCAAAAUGUGUUUGACAAAAGUUUCUUGUAAGUGUUCCACUUUCAUAUUCGGUUACAUUAAAAAAAGAUGAACGUUUUAUCAUCUUAACAGCAAAUGUAGGAUUAUUUACAUGUAGUGUUCUCAUCAUGGUGGUUGUUUCUGCAACUUGUGUAAUAAAAUUUGUUAUUACUGCAA
This is a messenger RNA of Acanthaster planci (crown-of-thorns starfish), 5070 nucleotides long. RefSeq names its product dynamin-1-like. NCBI's taxonomy places the organism in Eukaryota, Metazoa, Echinodermata, Asteroidea, Valvatida, Acanthasteridae. The record is from RefSeq and is a predicted model, not a curated record. Gene Ontology annotation, molecular function: GTPase activity; GTP binding; microtubule binding. Gene Ontology annotation, cellular component: cytoplasm; plasma membrane; synapse. Gene Ontology annotation, biological process: receptor internalization; synaptic vesicle budding from presynaptic endocytic zone membrane.